This is a messenger RNA of Puntigrus tetrazona (Sumatra barb), 1652 nucleotides long. RefSeq lists its product as uncharacterized. The transcript has 4 exons. NCBI's taxonomy places the organism in Eukaryota, Metazoa, Chordata, Actinopteri, Cypriniformes, Cyprinidae. The record is from RefSeq and is a predicted model, not a curated record. Bases 10 to 714 code for a protein of 234 amino acids.
CACACAAAAAUGUCUGCCAAACCAUCAAGCACCAGUCCACCAAAGACUUACAAAGCACCAGCCAUUACAACAACCAAGGCAAAUGCAACAAGUGCCAUUUUAAAAACUGCAGCAAAAUCAACAAGUACUCCAAAAACAACUGAAAGGAGAACAACGACAACCAAACCACCACCAACUACUCUAGCAUCUCUGGAUCCUCCCACAGAAAAAGAGGGAUACCUUUAUCUAAAAUUUAGAAUAGUGCGGAUUUUCAUUCCAGAUUACAAUGAUAAAUCAACAUCUGCUUAUAAAGCACUGGAACGGAAUGUAACAACUGAGCUUAAUCGGGGAUAUAGAUAUGUGUUCCCAACUAUAUUUUUGAGAGUGUUUAUCAUAGAGUUUUGGCCUGGCUCUGUGGGGGUAACAUCUCAGCUAAUUUUUCAAAACCAGAGUGUGGUCCCGAACAUAACAGAUGUAGUGGAUUCUUUGAAAGACACAAUUAAUGAAUACAUUGUCAACUUGAAUGUCAUCACAUCCAGUAUUUCUGCUUAUCCACGAAAUGAGACCACAUCAGCCACCACUCCGAGUGUCACGACAGGGGCUACGACAAUGGAAAGCAGUCAGUUUGCUACAACCAUUUCAUCUGCCAGUUCAGUGGCACAAAGCAGAAACAAUGAAAUGGUCAAUUUCUUUCUUCUCUGUAUCCUUGUUAAAUUCUUUUUGAUAGAGCUUUAAUACUUACAUAACUGUUGUAUAUAUUUUAGUAAAUAGCACAUAACCAACUGUUACAAUUAUAUUAUAUAUUAUUGCUAAUAUAUUGUAAAAAAAAAAAAAAAAGUCAUUUAGGGAAAUAAUUUAAUGAUUAAAUUCCACAAUAAAUUUGAUGUACUAUAUGUAUUGUUGUAAAAUAUUUUUUCAUAUAUAAUUUUUAAAGCACUCGUAAAUCCAUGACAAUGAUGCCCAACCACUUACAUUACUGUUUAGACGAAUAAACAUUCAGCAGUCUUUUUUUUCUUUAUUUUUUCCAUAGAACAUUUUGAAUUGCACAGAAAUGGUUAUAGAAUGAUUAUGAAAAUAUUGUCAUCAAGCUAUUUUUAAUAACCUUAAAAAAAAGGUUAUAUCUCUUGGUAACUUCCUCCAAUUAAAAAAUGUACACUUCACAAUGUGUACAAUAUUUUUAAACAAGCUUGUGAUCAUUUAUUUAACAAAUAUAUUGCUCAUUGCUAUGGUUAUUGUAUUAACUAAGGAAGGUUAUUUAAAAAGUGUUAACCGAUCAUAAUGAAAAAGUAGAUUUUUGAAAGUUGAUCAUUUAAAAAGUUGAUUUUUGUAUGUACUGAAAAAGUCGCUAAAUCAAUAAAACAUGCAUAAUAAACUUUUUUUUCCUUUCGUCAUAAUUAUAUUCUUCAUGAUCAUCAUAUUCAAAUCAGACCUGGUACUGCAAUAUAUAUCCUUGGUAUCUGUAAUAGACAUAGCCACUUCCAAUUCUGUAAUUUACUCAGAUUUUGACAAACGUGGCUCAAAAAGAAAAAAAAAAAAGCCUGGUUCCUGUAGAACAGAAUUUUUAGUUUUGAGUGAACAGUCACUAAGAAUUACAGAAAUGUAGCUUUUCACCAUUUCUGACUAAACACCAAAGUACAGGCAGUUCCACCACAAUAUCAUUCAAGAGGUUGAAC